Messenger RNA from Pelobates fuscus (common spadefoot toad), 4581 nucleotides. It is a transcript of the gene TTYH3, whose product is annotated as tweety family member 3. Lineage: Eukaryota; Metazoa; Chordata; Amphibia; Anura; Pelobatidae. Gene Ontology annotation, molecular function: intracellularly calcium-gated chloride channel activity; volume-sensitive chloride channel activity. Gene Ontology annotation, cellular component: plasma membrane. The transcript has 14 exons. Bases 147 to 1715 code for a protein of 522 amino acids. The record is from RefSeq and is a predicted model, not a curated record.
GCUGCAGCAGAUCGAUUCUCAGGCGGACAAAGAGCCGGAGCCUGGCUGCUCUCAGUGGGUCUGGCGAUGUGUUGGGCUCCCAGGGGCCGAGCCGGGGAAUGAGUGAGCCCAUGACUGGCAGGCCGCGGCUUUGAGCCUCCUUCACCAUGGCCGCCGCCAUCAGCUACACCCCACCAUGGUGGGUCAACCUGCUGCACCGGCUCCCCCACCUCAACCUGCACUGGGACACCCUGGAGGGGGACUUCAAACCUGAGGACACCGGCUACCAGCAGUCCCUGAUGCUCCUGGGUUGUGUUGCACUUGCCUGCCUCGCACUUGACCUCUUGUUCCUGCUUUUCUAUUCAUUCUGGUUCUGCUGUCGUCACCGGAAAACAGAAGAGAAUACCAAUGCAGAUUGCUGCUGUACUGCCUGGUGCGUCAUCAUUGCAACCCUUGUUUGCAGUGCUGGCAUUGCUGUUGGUUUCUAUGGAAACGGGGAGACUAGCGAUGGCAUCCACAGAGUGACAUAUUCACUCAGACAUGUGGACCGCACCGUGGCUGGAAUCCAAGAUCGGGUCACUGUUACAAAUGUAGCUUUGAACGAAACUGUGGAUCCAAGUCUGGUGGAACUGGAAUCUAUGUUUGCAAAACAGGCAGAUUACCUCCAUAUUGUUCAGAAACUUCAGAGCCUUCUCUAUACUCUGGUUCAGCAGACCUCGGCGAUCCCUUUCUGGAAAAAUCCUGGCAUUUCUCUGGACGAUCUGGCAGCCCGGAUAGAUCUUUAUGACUGGUAUCGGUGGUUGGGUUAUCUGGGAUUGCUACUUUUCCACGUCCUCAUUUGCUUGUUGGUGCUAUUUGGCCUUAUCCGUAACUCCAAAGCCAUCCUUGCAGGUGUGUGUUUCCUUGGAGUCUUGGCUCUGAUCAUAAGCUGGGCGUCCAUGGGUCUGGAGCUAGCGGUUGCUGUGGGCUCCAGUGACUUUUGUGUGAAUCCUGACACCUUUGUCUCCAAAGUGGUAGAAGAAAAGUCUGUGCUGGGUGCAGAUAUUUUAAACUAUUACCUGAUCUGUAACACUGGAUCUGUCAACCCAUUCCAACAGAUGCUGUCUAGCGGGCACAAAGCGUUGGUGGAAAUGCAAGAUGAUGUUUUGGAUUUAUUGCGUUCAGCUGUGAAGGAAUACCCCAAAUCUAAGGAUUACCUUGUUCGCACCCAGGGAGUACUUAAUGCCACUGAGAUCAACCUGCAGCAUUUAACGGCACUAGUGGAUUGCCGAGGUUUACACUUGGACUACGUCCAGUCUCUCACGGGUUUCUGCUAUGAUGGAGUGGAGGGACUCAUAUACCUGGUUCUCUUUUCUUUUGUCACCGCACUGAUGUUCAGUUCCAUUGUGUGCAGUAUUCCUCAUACCUGGCAGCAAAGGAGGGCCAAUUAUGAAGAAGAGGAGGAAACCACUACCCCAGGGAAUCGACAAACUCAUGAUAACCUGUACAGGGUGCACAUGCCAAGCUUAUACAGUUGUGGGAGCAGCUAUGCUAGUGAAACUAGCAUCCCUGCAGCGGCACACACAGUCAGCAACGCGCCAGUGACCGAGUACAUGAGUCAGAAUGCAAAUUUUCAAAACCCCCGCUGUGAAAACACCCCCUUAAUCGGCCGUGAGUCACCACCUCCUUCAUACACUUCCAGCAUGAGAGCGAAAUACCUGGCCACCAACCGGCCCGAAAGUGAACUUGCGCGUUAACUUAAGUCAACACCUGCUGGCUAAAACCCAGAACUGCGUGGAUCAUCCAUUCUAUGAACAGAAUUUGUCAUAUGCCAACUCCCUCUUCAAAAAUUUCCAAGUGUGACAUUUGUGUGUUGUUCUUGUGCAACCAAAGCCUAAAAGAGCUACAGUUGGUUUGCAGGAAUAAGUGAAGAAAAACAAAGAAAAACCUCUGUCUUCUGGGAAUUGUAAUCAUCAGUUGUUGACCUUGAAUUCUCCAGCUGUUGAAUCUCCAGGAUUUCAUCCUUGUAAAUGAUGUUUGCUGUUUGUGUUCUUGAAUCACAAACUUAUCUAUUUUUCGGGGUCACAGAACCACUGUAUAUAACAGAAUCACCACUGAACCUAAUUUUAUUUUCUUUUUUUUGUAUGCUACGGAUAAUUGGUUUUAACCUUUUUAUUUCCCCUGUGGAUUUUUUUUUUUUUUUUCGAUGUUACCUUGAGCAUCUGAAUUCUGUAAAUCCAGAUGAUGUUUUUAUUCCCAAAUUGUAACUUUCUAUCUGUGUAAGGAAUCUGUUUCGGGAGUACAAAUAGGCACUGUAUAAUGUCUGUUUUAUGAGUCUUAACUUUUGUACUUUUGGUGACUUUUUAAACAUACCAAUGGGAUGAGAAAAAUUUAACAGCUGUGUUGGCUCUUCUCUUUUUUUCUUUUUUUAUUUCUUCAUCAAUGCUUCAUUUGUUAAAUUGUGUACAUGACUUCCUUCAAAGCAGGAAUAACAAAAAUCCACUAACGAAGGAAACCUACUCUUUUUGGCUUAAACAUGUGGAAAAAGAAGUAAAGCAAGCCCAUCUAAAAGCAGUUGUCUACUUAAAUCUAAUCGGUUCCACAAUAUGAAGACCAUUACUUUUUGUGAACCUAUUUUUUUUGUUUGUUUGUUUCUUCCAUCACAGUCUACACUUGUUUUAUCUGCAUAUUACCACCCUCAAUCCAGCCUACCCCAUGAGAAGAAUCCACUAUAUUCCUGGAAGAAUUCUCACAGCUGCCCUGAAAAUGUAAUGGGUUUUACUCUUUCAUGUAUUGAAGGGUUUUGGCCAACUAGCAUGUGAGUCUAUAGAACAUUCAGCUCAUUCCAUUUAAGUUUUGAUCUUUACAGGUGGCGCAUAAACCGCCUACCCAUAGUUUAAGUAGUUGGAGAGUGAAUGUGCUAUAUAGUUCAUUAUACUUUUUCAAGUGGCAGCAUUAAUUGUUUGUUUCUCCUGCCUCAUUAAUGCCAAACUUGGGUCCUGUCUGAUCAUCCUGGCUCAAUUUAUUUUUGGGGGUAGUGGCAAAUCAUAUGUAAAUCAAAUCCCAUGGCCAUCUAACCCUUGCUUGAAUAAUUAAAAGUUAAUCUGGUGUAGGUGAUAUAUACCAUAAUAAUGUAUUAAAGUGGUGCUGUCAUCAAAAAUUGAGUCCUCAUGCUAUACUUUAAACUGAUAAUUUCAUGUUCAGCAGUUUAUUUUAAAUGUAAACAUUAAUACACACUGAAAAGCCAAGAGCUACACUUUCGGAUUGGAGAAUCUGAAGGGCUGUAGACAUCACACAAUGUCAGCCGCCUUUUUUUUCUGAUCUGUAAAUGUUUUUGAGAAUUUGAUCAUUAUUUUAAAGUUACUGCCGCCACAAUGAAAGCCUUAAACAUCUUCAUGUGCCAGUUACAGAUACUUGGCAUAUAUUGUUCUUCAAUACAACAGUAAAUUAUAGUAAGAAAAAGCUAAACGUUACAAACAUUGGAAAUAGCAGUUGCACCAGAUCAAAAAAAGUCAGAUUGAGUGGGUAGGGUCACCAUUCCAAAAUCAAUUAAGUUAAGAAAGAUUUUGUGACAGUACUACUUUAAACAUAUCUUACCUAUAUGGCUUCAUUAACCCCCUAGAUUUAUUUUGCAAAAUGGGUUCCCUGUCUGUAAUUACUGUCAUUAAGAUUUAUGUGACACUUACAAUUUGGUCUUUACAAUUUUUUAAUGAUUGGAAUUUUGUCGUCUGUGUUCUAUUCUCAUGUUUUGUUUAGUUUUUCUCGUGUUUUACAUGUUUUAAUUCGAUAAAUGUCUAUAUAGUUGAUUAGCUUUCCAUCAUACUAACCCCGUCUUUCAAUAAUGUCUGUAUUCUACCCUUGCUCUCCCCCCACCUGCCUUCUUAAUUUAUAUAUGGUUUGGAAACUCCAAAAACGUAUCUAUUUUCUGUGCUACCUUGGAUGCCAACCUUGUCUUGGUGGGACAGUCAUAUUUUCAUUUUAUUUAUUUUUUUUUUUUUAAAUGUUACCAUGCAAAGCUGCUUCGAGUGUCUGCAGAUCAGCAUGUCUACAGAUAAACCUGUUAAUAUAUUCAAACACAAUUUCCAAUCACAGAAGGCUUCAUAGCAUGAUCUCAAUCUCUACCUGUGGCGUUGUUACAACUGUUUGAAAUGUACUUCUAUUUAUGAAGAGUGCUGAUUCUAUACCCAUGAGGAACACCUUGAUAAUUCUGGCAGUGGUAAAUGUUUAGUUUUGCUAAGUAGCCCUUCAUCUUCUCAAACUGGAAAGUUCAGAAUAAGUGUGGACCACAAGGAGAAGACUUUUUUUAUUUUAUUUUUUAUUCCCACCUUAUUGUAACACUAUGGGUUGCUAGGUCUCUGCCUUGGGGAAUAAAACAUCUAUGCACAUUUUCACCCUAUAAAAUUGUCUGAGAUCUAUUUGAGUUACACCAUGUACCGUGCUUUGCUUUUAUGAUGAUGAUGAUGAUGAAGAUGUCUGGUCCAUUUUUUGAUGUCGUUGAUGGAACACAUAAUAGAACAUAGAAAAAAGUAUCAUAAAGGAUAACUACAUUAGGUGUGUGUUGUAGAUGUAAUUUGAAUACACAUCUGAACGUACGGAUUAUAAAUGAUUAAAAACAAUGAAACA